CGCCCAGCAUUCGCGAUGGUCACGGUGGGACCCUCUUUGUGCCUAGUUUUUGUAUUUUGUGGUGCCCAGAGUACAGGUCGAUCUAACCCAAACUGCCACCUGUACUCGACUUCGACCGCCGCAGGCGGAACAAACGGCGCUGCCGCCACCGCACCGCACACCGCGGCGCGAUCCCAACGCUCCAUUCCUCCCGCCGCAAGUCGCUCAUCCACCCACCCACCUCAGCACAACUCGACAGAAACCCUCGCUCCAAAACUUACCCCGCUCCCCUUCCCUCCCCUUUCCUCCUUCCUCUUCCAAUCCCCUCCGCUCCUUGUCCGUUUCGCCCACCGACGCCACGCCCCACUGCUUCCCUCUUCCCUCGCCAUGGUCUUUCUCGCCGACUCGUCCUCCUCCCGAAUCCAGCGCUCCCUCGGCCGCUCCAUGCGCACCCUCCGUUCCAACCUAUUCCGCAACGAUCCGCCCGCCGGCGCUUCGCCGCAGGCGGGCUCCGCCGCUGUAUCAGAGAAUUUGACGGACUCGCUCGUCGACUUCCAGCUGCAGCAGCUCGCCGUCGGCCCUCCCCGCGGUUCCGAUGCCAAGUCCGCCGCCUCCUCCGCUGAAUCUGUUUCCGAGAUUCUCGAGCUAUCGCGGGAUUUCUCUGACUGUUCCGGCUUCAGCUCGGAUAUAUCCGGCGAGCUCCAGCGGCUCGCCUCUGCGCCACCCGCUGAGGCGCAGCCGAGCCCCUCGGCGUCCGCAGCCGCCGAUGCUGAGGCGUACGAGUUCGUGUUUGCCUUGUCGUCGUCGUCGUUGGAGGCCAUCGAGAGCGCUUCGGUCGAGAGCAUCGGGCCGGCGGUUGGCGCGUGCGUGGAGGCGCUUGGGGCGUCGUCCCCGGAGUUGAAACGGGCGGCGGCGGCGGGGAUACGGCUCUUGGCGAAGCACCGGUCGGACUUCCGUGCGCUGAUCGGGGCAUCGGGGUCGAUUUCGGCGCUUGUGCCUCUGCUGAAGAGCAUCGACCCUGCGACGCAGGAGAGCGCGGUGACGGCGCUUCUGAAUCUCUCGCUGGAGGAGGAGAACAAGAAGCCCAUCACUACCGCGGGGGCUAUCAAGCCGAUGGUAUACGCGCUGCGGACGGGGACAGCAGUGGCUAAGCAGAAUGCUGCCUGCGCACUGCUUAGCCUGUCGAUGAUCGAGGAGAACCGGGGGGCAAUCGGUGCCUGCGGGGCGAUUCCGCCGCUGGUGUCUCUGCUCGUGAGCGGUUCGAGCCGGGGAAAAAAGGAUUCCCUAACCACGCUGUACAAGCUGUGCUCGGUCCGGCGGAACAAGGAAAGGGCUAUCAGCGCCGGGGCGGUGCCUCCACUGGUGGAGCUGGUGGGGGAACGCGGCGGCGGCACAGUCGAGAAGGCGCUGGUGGUGCUAGGAAGCCUGGCUGCGGUGCCGGAGGGUAAGGAUGCGGUGGCGGAAGCGGGAGGGAUCCCGGUGCUGGUCGAGGCAAUGGAAACCGGACCAACAGCUGGGAGAGAGUUCGCUGUGCACGCGCUGCUGCAGCUCGCCGCUGAAAGUCCCCAUAUCCAAAGGCUUCUCUUGGGCGAAGGCGCAAUCCCACCAUUGGUUGAGCUUUCGCAGGCUGGCUCAACGCGAGCUAAGCGCAAGGCAGCGAUGCUGCUGGGCUAUUUGCGGGAGUUGCGGCACUAGAACAACUCCUCUGCGCCAGCCAUGGCAGGCUAAAGAUCACUCGGAAUUGGCUCUUCCUCUCACAGCCUCUUGAUAAGAUAGAAUCCCAGAAGCUAAAUGACUCAUUAUUUGCACAACUUGGCUUAUGAAUAGCACCUUCAAACUGCAGUGAUGGUCACUGCUAUGUCUUAUAUGACCUUGGAAAUAAUUUAUCCAUGGCCACAUAUCAAUUUCAGGAGUCAUUGUCAACAACACAGCACAUAAACUCAGGUAUUCUAACACAAUUGUUAUUGUAUUGCAAGCAAUUACUGUAAUCUCUGUGGCCAAGCAUCCGUUUUAGUAGAUAUUGGUUGAUAAGUGUGUUGGCUAUUCCAGCCAGCUGAGGGUUGAGAUGGUGAUAGCUUUAAGUGCCUGUAUCAAUACAAAAAUGUGUCUUGGGACUCUGUUGGCUUUGAA
Messenger RNA from Zingiber officinale, 2109 nucleotides. Its product is annotated as U-box domain-containing protein 4-like. The transcript has 3 exons. The coding region runs from base 16 to 1674 and encodes 552 amino acids. Gene Ontology annotation, molecular function: protein binding. Gene Ontology annotation, cellular component: nucleus; cytoplasm. The record is from RefSeq and is a predicted model, not a curated record. NCBI's taxonomy places the organism in Eukaryota, Viridiplantae, Streptophyta, Magnoliopsida, Zingiberales, Zingiberaceae.